This is a messenger RNA of Bubalus bubalis (water buffalo), 3505 nucleotides long. It is a transcript of the gene BBS2, whose product is annotated as Bardet-Biedl syndrome 2. NCBI's taxonomy places the organism in Eukaryota, Metazoa, Chordata, Mammalia, Artiodactyla, Bovidae. Gene Ontology annotation, molecular function: protein binding. The record is from RefSeq and is a predicted model, not a curated record. The transcript has 17 exons. Bases 1034 to 3145 code for a protein of 703 amino acids. Gene Ontology annotation, biological process: non-motile cilium assembly. Gene Ontology annotation, cellular component: BBSome; motile cilium; neuron projection.
GGCUGCUUCCCAGGAAGAUGGAGUGACUGAGACUUGCCAGGACAGACCAGGCCCUACUCUGCUCCCCUCUGGCAAAGCUGAGCCUCUUCUAAAUCGGAGCUGGACAAGCACUUGAAAAUGUUGGUUGGAAACUCUGCACCCUCAAAAAUAUUGGCUUCCAGGGGGCCUCCAAAUGGCCUCAGACAAGGAGCGAGCUAAGCUUUCUCCAGGCUUUGCACGUGUUGGCUCAUGAGUCUUCAGUUUCGAUAAAGUUGAAGGAAGAGGAAAAAGAAGGAAGAAAAAAAAGUCCAAAGAGGAGACACUAUCAUCUCCUAUCUGGACAUGACUUAGUGACCAAACAACAACAACCCCAAGGUAUUUAACGUGAAGCCCAGGUGGUUUCGCAACAGUGGCUUCAGGCAAUUUCAAUUCCACCACCUCGAGCACUGCUGUUUGUUUCCUGUUUGUUUUCGUUUUGCCUAAGGGCCCUCAGGCCUUAGACUUCUCUGGCCUGGGCGCUAAGCUUGACAGUACUCAAGGUCUCGCUAUCUGGAAGGUUUAGUGCCAGGUUAGGUGUGCAACCUAACAUUCAAGCCAAGCUGUCUGCCUGCCGUUUCCCCUUGGACUGCUCAGAUUUCCUCAGAAUUGAGGUUUCAGAGCUAGGAGAACCAGUUCUCACCCUGAGGGCUAGUCUUGUUAACCCGACUGGGCUCAGGGAUGUCCAGAAAGCUGAUUAAAUGUUAUUCCUGAGCUGUCUGUGACAAUGUUUCCAGAAGAGAUUAGCAUUUGAAUCAGAAGACUGAGUAAAGAUCACCUUUACCAUUGCGGGUGGACGUCAUCCAAUCUAAUGAGGGUCUAGGUAGAACAAAGAAGUAGAGGAAGGGUGAAUUUGCCCUCUGCCCGAUCUCAGACAUCCAUUUUCUCCCCUUGGACUCCUGGUUCUCGGGCCUUUGGACUUGGACUGGGACUAUAGGCUUCUCUGUUCCCAGCCUUCCAGACUCGGAUUGAAUUUCACCAUUGGCUGUAAAGGUGAUCUCCACCCUGCAGAUGGCAGAUGUUGGAACAUUUCAGCCUCCAUAAUCCAGUUUUUAUUCACAACCCUCAUUCACGGAGCCAGCAUCUCGGUGCACCCAGGGUCCUCCAGAGCCCCCUGGAGUCUGAUGUUUCACUUCUUAACAUUAACCAGACAGUCAGCUGCCUGACCGCAGGAGUACUGAACCCUGAACUUGGCUAUGAUGCUCUUUUAGUGGGAACACAGACCAAUCUGUUGGCUUAUGAUGUCUACAAUAAUUCAGAUUUGUUCUACAGAGAGGUAGCAGAUGGGGCCAAUGCAAUUGUGCUGGGGACGUUGGGAGACAUUACCUCUCCUCUUGCAAUUAUCGGUGGAAAUUGUGCUCUGCAGGGUUUCAAUCACGAAGGAAAUGAUCUCUUUUGGACGGUGACUGGAGAUAACGUUCACUCCUUGGCCUUGUGUGACUUUGAUGGUGAUGGGAAGAAAGAGCUUCUUGUUGGAUCUGAGGAUUUUGAUAUCCGAGUUUUCAAAGAAGAUGAGAUUGUGGCAGAAAUGUCAGAAACAGAGAUCAUCACCUCUCUUUGCCCCAUGUAUGGCAGUCGAUUUGGUUAUGCCCUCUCCAAUGGCACCGUUGGAGUUUAUGACAAAACAGCCCGAUACUGGAGAAUUAAAGUUUGUAUGUCCAAAAAUCAUGCCAUGAGUAUUCAUGCUUUUGACCUUAACUCUGAUGGAGUGUGUGAACUGAUAACUGGUUGGUCCAAUGGGAAGGUCGAUGCUCGAAGUGACCGGACUGGGGAGGUGAUCUUUAAGGACAACUUUUCAUCUGCGAUUGCUGGUGUGGUGGAGGGAGAUUACCGGAUGGAUGGCUGUCAACAGUUAAUCUGCUGCUCGGUGGAUGGAGAAAUCCGAGGCUACCUGCCGGGCACGGCUGAGAUGAGAGGCAACCUCAUGGACAUCAGCGUAGAGCAGGACCUGAUCCGAGAGCUGAGUCAGAAAAAACAGAACCUGUUGCUGGAGCUCCGCAACUAUGAGGAAAACGCCAAGUGGGGGGAGUUACGUGUUUUGCAGGCUGAGCUGAGCAGUCCACUGAACGAGGCUGAUGGGCAUCGGGGCGUGAUCCCGGCCAACACCAAGCUCCACACCGCUCUCUCCGUCAACCUGGGGAGCGAGGCGCAGGCCGCCCAUGCAGAGCUGUGCAUUUCCACCUCUAAUGACACCAUCAUCCGAGCAGUGUUGAUUUUUGCGGAGGGCGUUUUUGCGGGUGAAAGCCACGUGGUGCACCCCAGUGUCCACCACCUCUCCAGCUCCGUCCGCAUCCCCAUCACACCUCCCAAGGACAUCCCCGUGGACCUGCACUUGAAAACCUUCGUGGGCUACAGGAGCAGCACCCAGUUUCACGUGUUUGAGCUGACAAGACAGCUACCCCGAUUCUCCAUGUAUGCGCUCACCAGCCCGGACCCUGCCAGGGAGCCCCUCAGUUACAUCAACUUUAUCAUCGCAGAACGGGCCCAGAGGGUUGUUAUGUGGCUCAACCAGAACUUUCUGUUACCAGAGGAUACUAACAUUCAGAACGCUCCAUUUCAAGUGUGUUUCACAUCCCUACGGAACGGUGGCCAGCUGUAUAUAAAGAUAAAACUUAGUGGAGAGAUUACUGUAAAUACUGAUGAUAUCGAUUUGGCUGGUGAUAUCAUCCAGUCAAUGGCAUCGUUUUUUGCUAUUGAAGACCUUCAAGUCGAAGCCAAUUUCCCUGUCUACUUUGAAGAAUUACGAAAGGUUCUAGUUAAGGUGGAUGAAUACCACUCAGUGCAUCAGAAGCUCAGUGCUGACAUGGCUGAUAACUCUAACCUGAUCCGUAGUUUGCUGGUCCGAGCUGAAGAUGCCCGUCUGAUGAGGGACAUGAAAACGAUGAAGAAUCGCUAUAUGGAACUCUAUGACCUUAAUAAAGACUUGCUCAAUGGAUAUAAAAUUCGCUGUAACAAUCACACAGAACUGUUGGGAAGCCUCAAAGCAGUAAAUCAAGCCAUUCAAAGAGCAGGUCGUCUGCGUGUUGGAAAACCAAAGAACCAGAUGAUCACUGCUUGUCGGGACGCGAUUCGAAGCAACAACAUCAACAUGCUGUUCCGAAUCAUGCGGGUGGGGACAGCUUCUUCAUAGGAGGGGAGAGACUCCUAGAAGAGGUUUCUGUAAACUUCGAGGCUGAUUUGCUUUGGAUCACAUCCUGGUGAACCCAGGGUGCUGAGAGCAAAAUCAACCUUGGUGAGUUGUACCAAUGAAAAGACAAAGCAUUGCCUCUUAGAAGUGUAUUCACUUUCUAUUUUUUUUAAAUCAGUUGUACUGUUGCUGAGUAAUACUGGUUUGUAUGGAGGGAAACAAACACUUUUGAAACAUUAGGGCUUCAAAGUCCAGUUUUUCUGUAUGUAUGUAAAAUCAGUGUAUAGAUACAUCUUUUCUUGAAAUUGUAAUUGUAAUUAAAAAUUAUUAUCUACUUUUCCAUUAAAAUGUAAAGGUGUUGCA